Podarcis lilfordi (Lilford's wall lizard) is the source of this 37199-nucleotide messenger RNA. NCBI's taxonomy places the organism in Eukaryota, Metazoa, Chordata, Lepidosauria, Squamata, Lacertidae. The record is from the annotation of a GenBank genome assembly.
AUGGCAGCGAGGGCAAAGGAGCAGAGGAACAAAGUAGGCUGCCAAACCACAAGCAGCCAGGAGGACAAAAAGGUGCCAGGCUGCAUCAAAGCAACAGGAAGAGGUUUGCAACAAGUAUCUGAAAUUGCCACAGACGGGAGGGGCUUUCAGGCGUUCACAAGAACAAACCACUUCAAUUCAAAUCUCCCGAGCUCCAAGGAAACUGGCUGGGUUGCCUCAGACAAGUCAGUGUUGCUUAGCAUCAUCUACCUCAGAGGGUGGUUUGAAGAUAAAAAUAAGGAAAUUCCAUGUAUGUUGCCCUGAGUAGGAUUCAACACUGCUUGAUAAAUGUAGGGCCCCCUGCAGAGGGGACCACAAAAAACUGUUGGGUUUUCUAGCUAUUCUUUGGGUAGGCCCCAAAGCACUUCUGUUCGGUUCCAAAAUAUCGGAUAUAAUAGUAAUAAUAAAUGGAAGGUUCAUCCUGACAAGAUGGAGAGCCUGUGAAUGGAAAGUAUUGAACAAAUUCUGGGUGGAGUUGCACUCCACCUGAUGAAACAGGUUCAAAAUGUAGCUAUGCUCUUUACUCUAACCAUGGCUUAACAGGCUAAGCCAGUGCAGGGCUUCUUUGCCCAAGCUGGAGCCUCUCCUGAACAGAGGUAACCUGUCCGUGGUUAUCUAUACUCUACUAACAACCUGUCUGGAUUUCUGCAAUGUGCUGUACAUAGGGUUACCUCUGAAAAUGGUUUGGAAGCUUUGGCUGCUGUAAAAUGUAUCCACCAGAGUGCUGACUGGCAGUGAUAUCUCAUCAGUCUUAGAAAAACUUUAUGGGCUCCAUUUUUUGCUUCUGGACCUAAUUCAAAUGGCUGGUGUUCACCUCUAAGGCCAUAAAAGGUUUGGAAACUUGAAAGAGUGCCAUUUUCCAUGCAAAUUUUUCUGUACACUACGGUAGUAAGCCGAUGAUUUAUUGCUCAGAGCUGAGAUUAGUUGUAACACUAUUCCCCCCCCCCCCGUAGUGGUACCUUAGCUACAGAAUGUCCUCUUCAGCAAGGUAUACCUGGUGCCACCUUUGCUUACUUUUAGGCACCAGACAAAAAACACUUUUAAAAAAUAUAAGUAGCAUACUACCCUCCAAGAUUCCUCAGAUGGAAAUAGGGACAUUUCCUACUCCUCUUCACUGACCCUCCUUGACCCACCAUUUUUGGUCCCCCUCCCCCGCCCCGCAGAACAUUUCUGCCACCACUAUACCAACGGGGCAGAACACAUACAUCCUGAACAGUCCUGAUGAAACCUCUUAAUCCUGAUUUUUAUUUUAUUUAUUUCACAAAAAGAAAAACACACACCAAUCAAUAAAUCUUAGAAAGGGGCAAGAUUAGACAUGGAUACACAUGGAUGUUUAGGGAAGUUUUUAAUGUUUGAAGUUUUAUUCUGCUUUUAAUCUUCUGUUGAAAGCCGCCCAGAGUGGCUGGGGAAACCCAACCAGAUGGGCAGGGUAGAAAUAAUUAUAAUUAAUUAUUAUUUAUAAUAAUAAGAAUAAGAAUAAGAAUAAUAAAUUAUUUAAGCAUUUAAAAAAAUUGAAACUCCUUAUACUCAUCUCCUCUCCCCCUUUCCUCCCACCCAGGAUGGCCCUGCCCUCUGCCUGCCUCUAAGAACCUGUGCCUUGACGGAGGUGGCCGCUCCUCCUCUUCCUCAGCCACUCUCCAGCAGCAACUAUGAGCUGCCAGAGGAGGAGGCUGGCAGCAAUGGCAAAGAGAGGCCGUGGGAUGCUUGCAGUUGUGACAAUGGCCAUAGCCAUUGCUCAGCACAAGCGGCAGCUCCUCUUCGCGGAGCGCAGCAGCGGUGGCACUUGCAGAGGAAACUGGGACAUUCUGGGAUCAAAUCAAAAGCUGGGAUGGCUUUUGCAAUUCCAGGACUGCCUUUGGAAAAUAGGGACAUUUGGAGGGUAUGAAGGAGGCAUUUUAAAAUACAUCUGCCAUCUUAAGUGUUCUAAUUCUUGACUUCCAGCUGCAUUUUAGCUCCUAUUUCUUAUAUGUAUCCAUUGUUGUUUUACUUAAAUGUUUGCAAAGUGCCUUGAGAAUGUUGAUGAAAGGAGGUGCAUAUGUGUUUUAAUUAAACCGUUGUGGUUUUUUUGUCUGUGUCUCUCAACUUGGCCUGGAACCAAAUAAAUGCACAACCAACUCCCUGUGCCCAAGGGAGCUCUGGGCUUUCACUGCAUAAACAGCGCUCCCUUGCUCAACGCCAUGUGGCUAAUCCCUUUUGGAGUUUUGCAGAAGCAGCUGUAAAAUGCCUUGGAAUAUUUGUGUGUGUGUCUGCCAUUCAAAGGAAAACAACCAGAAACCUCACCGGCCAUGCCAUCGUUCUUGGCUGUACCUCAAAAUAAGUCUUUGGAGUCCAACUUUUGUUUUUAACCUAGAACUGGCACAUGAGAAAAAUAUCUGAUGUUACCAAAUGCCUUUUGAGGCUAGUAAUGUGUCACACAAAUUUAGGUGUGGGUGUGUGGAGCAGCUUUUGUUCAGUUUUCUGCCUAGUAUUCUAAACAAUGCAUAUUCUUUAUUUAUGCAAACUGCUGGCUAUUUUACAGGUUUUUUUUUAAAAAAAAGCUGAAUACCUAGUAGAUCCUUUCUGGUGGUGAAGAAAAUGAAGCUUGUGGGACAUAAUCAAUUGCUUUCAUUUUCCAGCAAUUAAGGGGACUGUAAUUGAGAUUCAUGUUGCAAGGAAAACCACAGAUUCAGUAGAUUAUUUUGUAGUACAAUGCUGCUCAUGUUGAAAGAGCUGUCACCGCAUUGCCGACUCAUGUUGGCAUCAAUGAUACAUUAAUAUAUCAACUUGAAAAUGAAAAAUGUCUUUAUAAUCAAGAAGAAGGGGCAGCUUAAAAACUUCACUGUGGCCUGAUUCUGAAAUCUAUCAAGGUAAUUUAUUGGUAUUUUGCAAAAUACCAGCCUCUAGUGAAGUCUGACUCCAAUGCAAAAAAAUAACCCACACAUCAACAAUAAUUAAUGGAGAAUGAUUUGCCUUUAAUUGACAGAUACCUUAGUGUAGAUUAUUGUUCCUGUGUUGAUCCUGAGAUGCAGCACUGAUAAAGUGGUAUCUAUCAUUGGGCCAAUUAUCCAUUCAGCAUCAAAACGCUACAUGCCUAUUUCUGCAAGGCCUGUCAUCCAAAUAACCAACUAGCCGUUAAUUGAUUGAUCAUGUUUACAUCACUUUAUAUUAAUUAAAUGAAACCGGUUUCUCUUUGGAGAAAAGUGUUUCUAAAAAUUCCAUUAAAUUAAAAUUUACAAAUUCUACCCGUAUCUAUUCAUAAGAUUUUUUUUUUCUGUGUUCAGUGGAGCUUACUGUCAGCAAAGUAGGUAGACAAUUGCAGCCUGAAGCAAGCACUCCUUUUUAUUAGGAGUGGCCGUCUUAAUGGCAAUCUUUAUCAUCAACGUUCCCUACUGCAGUAUUUCGCCUGUAAAAGAGAUUAAAACCAAGUAAAGCCAAAUAAUAUUAUUUGCAGACCCAGGUGCGGUGAAGCUGAGGGAAGGGGUGCAUGAGGCAAAUGAAGAUGAGGAGACAGAUGUUGGACUAUAUAUAAUUAGGCCACAACUUCAUUGAUUGCAGAUGCAUAGGUUUGGCGUGGGGCGCCAGGGGUUCCCAAACUUCUUUCAAAGAGGGCCAGAUUUGAUGAAGUGAACAUGUGUGAGGGCCGACCAAAGUUGCUGAGCUUUUUUUAGGGUUUUACCUCAGGACAUAUACUGCCACAGAGGCCGGAUUAAAUUGAUUAGCUGGCCGGAUUAAGCCCCCUAAAUGGACUUUGCCAAAAUGGACUUUGGGCAUGCUAUCCUAUUGUCUAGUGAUGUAUAGAAGUGAGAGCUGGACCAUAAAGAAGGCUGGUCGCUGAAGAAUUGAUGCUUUUGAAUUAUGGUGCUGGAGGAGACUCUUGAGAGUCCCAUGGACUGCAAGAAGAUCAAACCUAUCCAUUCUGAAGGAAAUCAGCCCUGAGUGCUCACUGGAAGGACAGAUCAUGAAGCUGAGGCUCCAAUACUUUGGCCACCUCACGAGAAGAGAAGACUCCCUGGAAAAGACCCUGAUGUUGGGAAAGAUGGAGAAGGGAAAGAUGGACAAGGAGAAGGGGAUGACAGAGGACGAGAUGGUUCUUGAAGCUACCAGCAUGAGUUUGACCAAACUGCGGGAGGCAGUGGAAGACAGGAGUGCCUGGCGUGCUCUGGUCCAUGGGGUCACGAAGAGUCGGACACGACUAAACAGCAACAGUCCUAUUGUCUGUUCCACACGAUACAGCAAUCAGGCCUCUAGUGUGGUGGCACUUACCUUUGGAAAGCGCUUCCAUUACAUAUUGCAUAGGUGUCCAUCUCUGUUGUCAUUUUGGUGCCUUCUGAAGACCGUCCCCUUUCAAGAAGCCUUUAAGCGGAGAUAUGUAUCCCAGUCUCCAUCUGUAGUGGAACAACUUUUAACUGUUAUCAUACGUGGAAUUGUUUUUCACUAAUGGUAUUGUGUUUAUAUAUGGAAUUGUUUUAUAUUUUGAACUGUUUGCAGUUGUUUUUUUACAUUUGCUUUAUACUUAUGACUUUUAUCUGUUAUAUAUUUGUGUAUUUUAUCAUUGUAUCUUGCUCUGGGACCUUGUGGUGAAGGGCAGGUGAGAAAUCCAAUGAAUAAAUAGUUUAUUUGACAUUGUUAUUCUUUUGAAAUGAUCCUUAUGAAGUGAAACUGCUCGUGAAAUGGGAGAGCCAUUAUUGGCUCUCCAAAUAGCCUCUGCCCACCCCAGCGUUAUUAUUCCACCCGCCAUUUUGCUGCCACUGACAAAAAUAGUGGGGUCUGGCUGGAGGGGUGGAGAAGAGAAACAUUUGCUUGGGGGCCCCAGAUGAGGCCCCUCAAACUGGGGUUUCACUACCCAUAAUAGAUGCCAACUCCUUUUUCUUUUCUUUUCAGAAUUAAUCAGGCUCAAGAAUGAAGGAAGGAACUGGCUGCACUUUGUGGCACUUUAUUUAUGUUCAAACAACAUGCUAGGAAAGCAACACACCUAUGCAGCUUGACAGAUGUCUCAAGAUGCACAAAGGGAGGGAAGAAAGGAAAAUAUAGUGUGUGUGUGUGUGUGUGUGUGUGUUUAUGUAGUGGGAAAUGGUUUUAUGCUUGUAGUUCUGGAAAAUUGUGUUGACAUUUCUCUUGUGUUUGGAGACAAAUGACGGGGAGUUAGUGUCAAUCUGACACGUUGUGUGAAGUCUUCUGCAUGACGACUAAUGUUGCCUGAUUUGGAGUGAUUGGCAGGCUCGACUCCCCUUGAGGAAUGUAGGUCAGCAGCAUUUGAGGGGCUGUGUGAUGGGGGCUGUGUGCAGAAGUUCUUUGGACAAUGUGCGCACCUCCACUGUUUGCCUGGCAGGUCAGGGGUGCCAUCAAAUCCUUUUCUUAUGGGAUUAUAAAAUGUACUUUAGUAAAUGAAACACUAAAUGCAUUAUGUGCAGCUCUUAAUCUUUCUUCGCUUGUGGAAGCCAGCAAAAGCACGGUGUGUGCAUUAAGGCUUUGCGCUUCAGUUCCAGAAUACAAAUAGGAAUAGCUUGGUUGAAAGCAGGUAAACUUGCUUUUGGUAUAUUGCAUUCAGCCUGACCCGUGAGUCACCUAAUGAUUAGCAACCAUUGUUAACAUUAAUUCUUACAGCUGCCAAAUACAGGCUUGGAUCCAAAAUAACAGAUAGUGUUUACCAGGCACAAUUCCUGAUCCUUUUCCUCUGCAGCCCCUCAUGCUCUCUGACCCCUUGCCCACAAAUGGAGGGUGAUACAAUGUGGAGGGAGGUGCAGCUUGAGAUGGUGAAGGAAUUGUUGGAAAUUAGUGACUCCAUCAUGCACAAAGGGAUAUGUCUUCCAUUUACACAAGCCGAUCUUUGGACCCAAGCCAUAGAGGUGAAACCAUCUUUGUGGACCAUGGUAUCUGAUAUUCUCUGAGUAUUUACCAAGGGUCGUAUCUCUCUACACAAAGUAGACCCACAGAAACAUUGUGGAGGCAUUACAAGUCAAGGGAGUGCUGUCAGGCAAAGACCCCUCUGACUCUGUGAGGGAGUGUGGGCUGUUUCUAAAGUUUGAAGUAGGAAUGGGGCAGAAAUCUGACAACAUUUAAAGCUGAAACUGCUUAAUUCGCACACUCUGACACAAUCCACUGUUUCACCACCUUCUUUAGAAAUUUAGAAAUCCACAGAAAUUGUUAGGUUAGGAAAAAUUGCUUUGCAGAAAUGUGUAUGGAGUUUUGCAAAUUUGCAAAUUUACAAAUGUGUAUAUUAGGUGAAAGUCACACUAAAACGCAGAUGAAUUUUCAUGUGCACCUUUUUUUUUAAAAGCAAACUAAAGUGGAAAUGUGAGUGGGGUAUAAAUAAUAAAAUUAUUAUUACUAUUAUUAAGAGUGAAAGAAGUGAGAAACCGAGAGAACAUAAGAUUACAUGUUGCCCAUCCCUUGCUUUAAGAGCAUAUUUUUUUAGUUCUUAAAAUGCUAGAAAAAGCCUGUGCUCAUUCUCAGUUGACAAGAUUUCAGCAGUGCUGCAGGAUCACAUGGUUACUUCAGGAAGCCCUGUCUGCCUGGAAUCUGGUUAGCAAAGAACCCAGCGCUGCUCUGAGCAAGCAUGGGGCUUUAUUACAAUGUUGGGACUAAAUGAAAGAUCCUACAUUCAAUUUCUUUGGUAAGCAAACCUGCACAGCUCUGCCCCUUUUGUGACAUUUUGAUCAGUCAAAUAAAGGCAUUGCCCUGAUGUGGAUUUCUGAAUUGAUUUCCAGACUGGUUUUUCAUGGGAGAUUGCCAACCCAAAUGAAUUUGUGCUUCCUGGAAAUAUUUGAUGAAUCAUAAAUGGAAAAGUUGCUUUUGGUCUUCUACACCUUCUGAAAGAAGAUUAUCUAUCUAUCUAUCUAUCUCUCUAUCUAUCUAAUCGUCGUGCCACUAAGCUGACACUAGUAGCUAAAUCGGUUGCUGGCUUUUUGCCAGCUUCCUUCAGCUUGGAAAAAGCCGCCGUCUCGCUUGGCGCAGCAGUGAUGUUGUGUGCCCUGAAAGUGAGGGCCAGAGUGUAUGAAGGAUGAUUUUGGCUUUCCAGUUUUGACAGCCUGUGCAUCCUGGAUAUUUAAUUACCAAUUAAUGAAUGCUUUUUGUAUUAUUAACUCUGUGAAAUGGCCUGUGAUUAGAAGAUGGUCCCAAUUAGCCUAUGGCACUCACUCUUUCCAGUUUGUCAUAUGCGUGUCAGCAUUAAGGAAUUUAAUCAACCCAAUGUUUAAAUAUGGAACUGUAUUACUGUAUUAUUAUUAUUAUUAUUAUUAUUAAAAAAGAGGUGCCAGAACUCACCGUGAACACCUCUGUUGUUCUCUCAGAAUGGCAAAAAGGUCUCACCUGAGAGGUGCUGGAACUGAGUUCCAGAGAGUUCUGGCUGGGAAAAAAGCCCUGGUUGUUUUGUUAGAAUGAGAAUUAGAAUUAGAAUUACAUAGACUGUAAUAAUGGUACAGAAGAAAAAAAACAGAGUCUCUGUUCGGUAAUGUUGCGGAAUCUGUUGGGAAGAGAUGGUCCAAAAACUCCCUAGCAUCUGUGGACGUUGUUGGGUUAUAUCCUCCAUUCUCACUAUUCUGCCUGUUGGGAGUUGGCGUCCAACAAGAACAGGACAUUUUAGCUCUGCAUGGUAAGAAUCAGACACACAUGCUCCCCUUCCCCUCUCUUCCACACGUCUGUUUGUCCUGUUGCUUCUCCUCGGGGAAACUCACUGUUUACCACUCAAUCGGAACAAAUGUCAAUGGAGUUUUCUUUGCGGAUUGAUGUUUGCUCUGAUUUGGCGGCAAAGAGCAAAUAUUCCCGAGGAAAGUGGCAGGGUAAAUGGAAAACCUCUCGGACCCUGUGCCUAGAAAAUAUGGGACAAACAGUAAAGCUAUCAGACUCAUGCUUUCUAGGCACAGGACAAGCCCUUACUUUGAAUAUAGUGGUACCUUGGUUCUCAAACGCCUUAGUACUCAAACAACUUGGAACCCAAACACUGAAAACCUGGAAGUAAGUGUUCCGGUUUGCAAACUUUUUUUCAGAAGCCGAACAAGCUCCAUUUUGAGUGUUACACUUCUGAUUUGAGUGCCACACUUCUGUUUGGAGUGUUACACUUCCAAUUUGAGUGCCACACUCUGGUUUUCCAUGCUUCCAUUUGGAGUGUUACGCUGAAGUCUGUCUGGUUUUGCUAUUUAUUUUGCAUUUUUGUGGCUCCCUUUUUUUCUUUUUGUGUCUGUGUGGAACCCAGUUCAGCUACUGAUUGUUUGAUUGUGUGACUGCAGUUUAUUGCUUUCAUUUUAUGGAUCGAUGGUCUCGUUAGAUACUAAAAUUCAUGUUAAAUUGCUGUUUUAGGGGUUGUUUUUAAAAGUCUGGAACGUAUUAAUCCAUUUUGCAACGCUUUGGUUUUGGAACAGACUUCCAGAACAGAUUAAGUGUGAGAACCAAGGUACCACUGUACAAGCUUCCCUUUUCUCUUACAAAAAACAAACCAGAGUUUAUUAACUCUUGGGGCUAAGGCGAAGGAGGGAAGGAUGAUUAUUUUAAAUAAAUAAAUAAUCCUUAGGAUAAAUAUUCCCACUCGAGGCAGAGCGUGAGAGUUGCAUUGUGAACAUAAUUCAACAAUUAUUAGAAAAAUGCAGGUGCAUUAAGGUUCUCAAUAUAGAUUUAUGACCAGGUAAGAAGAGUUCACCUGGUUUUCAGCAAAGGUCUAGGAAUGUAUAGAUGUUUAUAAUGCAUUUUCAUGAGUUGCCUUGAAAUAAGAAAUAGCAAGUUGGGUAGCAGUAUCAGUCUUCCCAUGGGUUACAAAGCUGUAUGGGUGUAUAAUUGUACAGUGGUACCUCGGGUUACAAACGCUUCGGGUUCGAACUCCGCUAACCUGGAAGUAGUUACCUCAGGUUGCAAACUUUGCCCCAGGAUGAGAACGGAAAUAGCGUGCUGGCAGUACGGUGGCAGUGGGAGACUCCAUUAGCAAAAGCACUCCUCAGGUUAAGACUGAUUUCAGGUUAAGAACAGACCUCCAGAACGAAUUAAGUUUGUAACCCGAGGUACCACUGUAGCUUUAAAUAUUGAAGUCAGGUUUCAAAACUGCUUCAGUGGGUGUACUGAUACAGCAUUUUCUCCUCUGAAAACCAGUCAAAUUAAGAGACUAUCCUGUGUAUGCUGAACUUCAUUUGUCUAUUAGAGAUGGUGUUUGGAGGAGGGAGGUUCCAGGGUAAAAUAACAAUAUUUUCUGUUGUUUUUUUAAAAGGAUAGCAUAUCCAUUGUAUUCUUUCUCCUCAUCUCUUUUUGUGUAACUUCCAUUAUGACAUCAAUCUUUUGGGAGCAAAAUCUGUCAAAGACGAGCUUUCAAAAGCACCACAGGAAGAAAACAUCCACAGGUUUUGUUCAAAACAUCUUGUUUCUUGUGGCUCAUGAGAGAAUUGUCAAACGGUUCUGCAACAGUCUGACAAUAUCAAGAAAGAAGUAUUUAAUCAGAAAACCAGCUGAUGAGACUCUACAGGAUUUCUGAAAGCUUCAGUGAUUUGUUAUGUCUUUGCUUGAGGGAGGGGGGCUCAGUUGGACAGUAGCACUGCUGUAUUACAGAAUAACUCAAAUUGUGUUGCAAACUGGGUUGUUAGAACAAGUUCAAUGUCUUGUGCUCCUAAGGCCUCUCUCUCUUUCUCUCUCAUAAUGGAGUGGUGGUAAAUUUUGAAGCACAGAAGUUCACAAUGACAGCCACCCUUGCCCCAAGGAAAGCUAAAAAAUGAAGCUGUCAUACCCAGCUGAUUGGGGUAUGCAGGUAAAGGAUGUUGUAGGGGUUAACGUGUUGGCAUUUAGCUAUAGGGACCUAGGUUCAUGUCUCUAAUGAGCUGUGUGGCAUGACCACAAUCACCAUCAUCAUCAUCAAACCUUUUAUUGGCAUCACAUACAAACAUCCAAAACAAAUCAAUACAGAAUUGCCGCUUCCCCAGUGGCACAAAACAUUUGCUAAAAGAAAGCAGGCAGAGCAGUCUAGGCCACAAUCUUAUGGAUAGCUGGCUGGUAGUAAACUGCAUGGAAUGCUUGCUUCUGACUGCAUGGGUUCAACUUUAAAAUCACAUUGGGCUUUGGCACUGUGUUGAAAUGCAAAGUUUAGGUUUUAAUUAGAAAUGCAAACCAUCUUGCACACACGUGUCGCUAUUCAAGCUGCAAGCAUGAAGCCGAACCCCAUCAAAGGAAAUAACUAUCCAAUUGCUGCUUGAUUUCAUUUUCUGCAACUCCCUCCAUGUUAAUAUGUCACAAAUGAUUGUAAAACUUGAAAGCCUUGUUUUCACCUCAUUCACUUGUUGGACCACAGAGAUAUGUCAGAUGAUGUAAUUGCUGGUGAUGCACCAGCAGAUGAUGUGAUCUUGUUUCUGUCUCCCCCUUUCUGCUCUACUAUACCACUGUGUGUAUCAUUCGUUUGUUCAUUCAUUCAUUUGUUCUGUCUGUCUGUCUGUCUGUCUGUUUCUCUCUCUCUCUCUCUCUCUCUCUCUCUCUCUCUCUCUCACACACACACACACACACACGAAUGAGAGUGCUGCAUUAGAGUUGCUUUCUGUUGGUGUCUCACUUGGCUGCCCUGUAGUUAUGUGUGAACAUGGUACCCACAUGGAUGGAGCUAAUCAUGUGGGGCUUCCCCCAAUCAACUCAUAGCUUAAUUUGCAGGGUGCCCAUUGGACAGAAAAGAUCUACGUGACUUGUCCUUGUCCAUGUGGCUUUUGUGUUGAUGUUCUUGUUUCAGCUUGCGUUUGAUUAUAAUUUCUUGGGGUUUUCUUUCCCUCUUGUUUUUCAAGACACUUCAAAGGCUUUAUUUGUUUUGUUUUUAUAACUGCAAAUUUAUUUGACUGGGAAUAUAAAUGUAAGUAGUUGAUAAUUCAUACCUGGUUGAUAAUUAAUAUGGUUGACACACUGUCGCCUAUUUCAGAAUUCCCCUCAUUAUUCCUUCUAUUUUGAGUGUUGAGGUUGUGAGUGCUGUCGUGUGUCAGCCCAAAAUGGCACCAGCCAUACACAAGAGUGAGGAAUCGGGAGAAGGGAUGGAACAAACAAACAAACAGAGACAGAAACAGGGAGACAAGGGGAGUCAGAAGUUCGUUCUCUCCUCUUUAUGGCAGGGACAAGUGAACUAAUAGUUGUUGUUGUUGUUUAGUCGUUUAGUCGUGUCCGACUCUUCAUGACCCCAUGGACCAGAGCAUGCCAGGCACUCCUGUCUUCCACUGCCUCCCGCAGUUUGGUCAGACUCAUGUUUGUAGCUUUGAGAACACUGUUCAACCAUCUCAUCCUCUGUCAUCCCCUUCUCCUUGUGCCCUCAAUCUUUCCCAACAUCAAGGUCUUUUCCAGGGAGGUAACAAAUAGAUGAGGAUAUAGUUCAAGGAUGUGGCCAUCUAGCUAUUGUAGUACUGAAGGGACAUUACAUGUCCAGAAUCUGGGAUCUUGUGGCAUGAUCAUUGUUGUUUAUCUGGCAACCAUUUUGUACAAUUUGCUCGAUUGGUUUUCAGUGGACAAUCCACCAGAAGUGAAACUCUCUUCUCUGUAAGAAAUCAUGGUAUCUGUUUACACUUAGCAGUUCUACGCCACCCACUUUUUAAAAAAAAAUUUUUUUUGCCUUGGUGAUAGAAACAUCAUGUGCUCUGACAGCUUUUUCGCAGCUGUGGGAAUAGAAUUCACAGUUGACUGCAAGCAUUUCAUUUCAUAAAAAGAGUUAAUUAAGCAACUUGCAUGGGUGACCCUUUCAUUAUCAGCUUGUGUCGUUAUCGUGCCUCUCCUGGAGGAUCCUUCAGUUUUUCAUCAACAAAUUGAGACUCCUACCCUUCUGCACUGCAAAUAUUUUUGUCGUUUCUGAAGACAAGUUUUCUAAUAUGAUUUGUCAGUCAUUCCAAAAUUAUUGAUCAAUUUUUAUUCAGCAACUCGAUGGUAACUGUUUUUCAUCAAGCUGUUUAUAUGUAUAUAUUUGAACAGACUGAUUCUUUAAAAAUAGUGUUGCUGUUUUCUGCUGUCUUCUGACCUGAUGUCUGUAAUAUGACUUAAUUUAAUUGUCACUUAUAUGAAUCUUGGGGGGGGGGGUAGUUUGCUAUAUAUCAGGCCACAAGAGAGAGAUAUUUAGAAAAUAUUCAUUCCAUGAAUUUUUAGGUCUGGAGUUGGGAACGUCUGGCUGUUGGCUGUUGGCCUAAAUAAUAAUAAUAAUAAUAAUAAUAAUAAUAAUAAAUUUAUUGUUUAUUGGCUGGGCUUCCCCAGCCACUCUGGGUGGCUUCCAAUAAAAUAUUGAAAUACAGUAAUGCAUCAAACAUUAAAAGCUUCCCUAAAUAGGACUGCCUUCAGAUGUCUUCUAAAAGUCUGGUAGUUAUUGUUCUCUUUGACAUCUGGUGGGAGGGCAUUCCACAGGGCGGGUGCCACUACCAAGAAGGCCCUCUGCCUGGUUCCCUGUAACUUGACUUCUCGCAGUGAGGGAACCGCCAGAAGGCCCUCAGUGCUGGACCUCAGUGUCUGGGUAGAAUGAUGGGGGCGGAGCGCUCCUUUGGGUAUACUGGGCCUGGCCAGGCAUCGCCAUUUGGCCUGCAAGGCCAUUUCAAGCUAAGCCAUGCCCACCUGCUCGAAAUCCUGGCUCAGCUCAAAUGGAGUUUGCAGGCACCACCAGCCAACUGACUGUGUAAAGUGCUUUCCAGUGGGCUUUGCAACAUCUGCCCAAUAGCUGAUGGUUGGGUCCUGUGAAGCCCUUUGCAGAGCAUCCGACAAGAUCCAACAGUCUAGAUUUUAGACCAUAAACAUGUAGAUUAAGCAUGCCAAUUCAGCAUGUUUCACUUGUGUGGUUUCUUUCAGGUGCAUCAACCUUCCCCCAACCCAGAGAUAGCAAGGGGAUGUUAAGAGUCCUGUCUUCCAACCUGCCAAGAGAAAUGGCGUUGCCAGGUAAGCCUCACUUCCCUUGUCCAAGAGCAGACGUGUGUUGCAAAAUAAGCAUUUGGUCUCCCACGUGCAGCUGCUUAAGUAAUGCCAGUCCUUCCAUUGCCACAGAAUUACAGAUGCUAAAGUCAAAUGACAACCACUGUGGUGGUUAUUCAACGAGCCGCUCUAGGCAUGCCCAGUGCUUUUCUCUUUUGAUUCUUUAAACCAGCAGACCUGUUUAUUAUGUCAGAAACUUCUUUUUAAAUUAGUUUUAAAAAGCUGUUUGUCAUGUAGCAUGGGCGGCUUCUCAAGAAACACAAGGAAGGGUGAAGAGAAGCUCUCCCAAAUGCUCAGAUUUAAAUCAACAGGGUAGCCUGCUUCUGCCGCCUCCAGUUCUCAAAAGACAGCCAACCCCUCCCAGUCUCAGCCCCACCCCCACACACUAUCCUUUCCCAUUCCUUCCCUUAAGUUGGUGAUAUGAACAGCAGCAAAAGUGUGUAAGGGAAAUAGAAGAGAGACUUUCCACCCGCCUUCCUUUCUGUCACAUCACCAUGUAGGCACAUAGGGUUGAAUCUGACAGCCAUUGUACAAGCGGAACAACUUCUGCUCAUGAAAUAGAAUGUCCCAUGCCUCUUCUCCCUCUGUGUGCCCCCUUCACUUCACAUCGGAUCCUGAGGGUUGGCAGAACCUCCAAACAGUUGGGGGAGGGCUAUGUGGGGAACAAGACGGGUUAAAUUCCAUUGCGUAAGUGGAUGUUUCUCUACUUGUUCAAUGACUUCAUAGGAUACAGCUAUUAGUAUUUGUAAAGUCCUGGUCUUGAGGGGCUGACCAUCUAAAAAAAAUCCCUUUCAAUUCCUUACAUAUUCAGACAUGAGGAGUUAAUGUAUUAUACAUAGUAUUUUGGGGCAUUAGUAUAUUUGGCGCUUUUUUCAGUAAGAAGAAUGGAGCACGAUUUAAGUUUGCAUACCAGCACUUUCUUCUCUCUCUGCAGUCAUGCAGAGUUACCUUGCCAUUUUGGAAGGGUGUUGAAGCGUGCCUAAUUUCACAGAUUGUGCCCCUAGGCCCGUAGCAUCCCUGUGUCUAACAAACAUAAUUUAUGUGGAAUUGAUUUAGCUUGACCUGUUUUGAGAUGCAAAUGCGCUUGUACCUAAUUUCCUAAGAUGUCUGUUUUGUGCACUGUUGUGAAAGAUGUAAACAUUCAGCACAUAUAUGUAUGAGACGAGAAAUUAAAUGGGAUGAAAUACUAGAAUUGUUAGCAAAAAAAGAGAGAGGGGUGGGGCUCCAUUUUUAAUGCAGUGUUUUCUGUAAAGCAUAAAUGUAGAGAGAGGGUAAUUAAGAUUAUCAGUCAUGAGUGCAUUCAUGAAAAUCUUGCAGUAUCCAUAAACAGCAAUUUUUCAUUUAAGUCUUUAAUUUGGGACUGGUUUCAAGUCCAUAUUGUGCUAUCAAUUUCAUAAUUUUUUACCUUGCUAUAUUUUGCGAAUCAUGAUGUGUGCUGGGGAUGGGCAAUAAAUUGUCCACAACUAGUUUCAAGUCCAUAUCGUGAAAUCAGUUUCAUAGUUUUUGAAGUGUGUGUGUUUGUGUGUGUGCAUACGCACGCAAGCACGCACACGCUAUGUAAAAAUAUUUUUACAUAGGUUUUUGCUUUGCUUUGUGUUAAUUGGAAAGGCUUUCAAGGUGGUAGGUGGUGUUGUUAUUUUUCCAGUUUUUAGUCACUUGCCACAGAAGGAGUCUCCAGGUGACAUACAAAAUCCUUUGAGUGUGACACAUAACAAAGCCAGCCAAAAGAACAAUACCUUACACUUAAAGCCAUUUAAAACUUAUAAAGCAGACUCCAUAAAACAGCAGCAAAAACUUUAGCAUAAUAUAAGCUUUUUCACAAGCACCGUAAGGUCACAAGGCAGCAUCAUUUGAGAUUCCUCUUGUAGCCUAACAUGUUAAAGCACAUUCUGCCACUAAAGAGGGUUGGUGAGGGAAGCCCUGUUCUGUGCCAAAUAAGCACGGGACGCCUUUGCCCGGUGGCACUGUGCCCAUAGAUUGCAGCAAAAUACUGGGUAUGGUUUUGCCCAGUAUCUUCUCUGUGUGAUGGGCUCAUAGGAAAAAACUGCCUCAUGAGCCCUUGCUGAAGAGGGGAGAGGAAAGGCUAUACAGUGGUACCUCUAGUUGCGAACUUAAUUCGUUCCGGAGGUCCCUUCUUAACCUGAAACUGUUCUUAACUAGAGGCGUGCUUUCGCUAAUGGGGCCUCUUGCUGCCACUGUGCCACCGGCACACGAUUUCCGUUCUCAUCCUGGGGCAAAAUUCUCAAUUCGAGGUAACUCUUCCAGGUUAGUGGAGUUUGUAACCUGAAGUGUUUGUAACCUAAGGCAUUUGUAACUCAAGGUACCACUGUAUAAGGCUACUUCCCCUGGAGCUCACAGCCAUUUUGCUUUGAGAGCUUCCUGCCUGCUCACCCUUGGGUUAGAGCCCUCACUGAGCAAUUUUGGGUCACUGGUUGACAGGGUCGGAAAGGAUUCUCUCUCUCUCUCUCUCUCUCUCUCUCUCUCUGAUUAGCACUUGGUUGGGUUGUCCCCUCCCCCCAGCCUUUCCCUCAGUGAAAUUAUGGCUUUCCUUUGUUAGGCGGAAGAACAUUGUGGAAAUGGCAUUGGACAGGAUCAACAUAGUAUUGGGGGGGCAUAAGGGGCCUGAGGGGAGCAUUGACCGCAGCAAAACCUAAGCAUGGGUUUGGUAUCUGCCUGGUUGCAAACUGCCCCCUGGUCCCCCAGUGAGAACUUGCUUGCUGGUACUGCAAGGUUCAACACUGGCUGACUCCUGUCGUACAGGUUUGGAGCGAUCCAAACCCAGCAGAUCCAUUCCAUCAACAUGGGGCUUGUGGAAUGAUGAACUGAUCCUGGGACCCAGUGCCAUGCCAUCCCUUGCCCUGCCCACUGCUGUCAAUAAGGAUUUGGCCUGAUUUUAUCCCAUGGCCAUUGUACAGUCUGGUUAUUUUGCUGCUCUCAUGGGUCACAUAAUGUGCCUGCCUGGGCAAAGAGAAAAUCAGAAGCAGGCUAUUGAUUGGGCUUCAUCCAGCCUAUUGCUGACUUCUAGAUACAGGCUCAUCAUUUCUACCUCUUUCCAGGCAGCUGGCAAAGAGGCAUUAAUCGCCCUUGCUCCCAGAAGGUCCACCCCACUGAGCUAGAUGCUAUCAGCCAUGAAGGUCUGAGCAAACAUUCGACAAACAUUCGAUCGGUCAUUCCCCUCCAGAAGCUUCAUCCACACAUUCAAGCUGUGAUACCCAAAACUUGUCCUGCAAGACAGGACCAGAUGGUGCUCCAGACACACUCAUUGACUGAAAUAAAAUUGGCAUCAUCCAAGGCAAGGUGGACGAAACUGGUUUUAUUCUCUGAAUGUCUUGAGAACACAUCAUGGCAUGCUUCUGAGAGCUCUCAUACCACCCCCACCCCUUUGGCCAGCCCCAGCUGGAAUAGGCCCUGCUCUGCUGGCUGGAGCUUCUAAAGAUGCAAUGGUAGUGAAGAAGUAUCCUUUCUUUGUUGCCGUCACUGACAAGGAAUAGGCAUGAUAUUGUGGGAGUCUGGUGAGUCACAGGUUUGCUAUCUCCCCCUCAGGUUUACCUGUUCUGAGGAUAUUUGUGUAAUUGUAUUCAGCGCUUGAUUGUACUUUUUCCACGGCAGGCCUGAAAAAUCAGGGCAGUUAGAGUUUUUAAUGACAAGGUGAUGACUAAAAUUUACUGUAUUACAAACAACAAAAAGUCUUGUUGCACCUGAAAGACUAAGAAAUUGAUUAUGAAUUAAGCUCUCAUGAACUACAGUCUAUUUCAUCAGAUGCGUGAAAAGGUUAUGAAUUGGACUAUAGUUCAGGGAAACCUUGUACCAUAAUAAAUUUGAUCUUUUAAAAGGUGCCACAAUACUUUUUUUUGCUGUUUCUUAUAUAAUGUAUUUUAGUAGACACCUGUUGCAGCAAGCACAGCUACCCCCUCUGGUCAUUUUACUAUGUACAUUGGUAUGAAAACUAAAUAUUAAAGCAAUAACAUUUCAAGCAGCUUACUCAAAAUGCAGAAUUAUCAUAAUUCCCCUUCAGCAAUGUGACAUAGCUCUGUCAAUAAAAUAUGACACAUUAGAAUGGCUGUCACUGAAUUUGAAAGGCAAGGCUGGUUUGAAGGUUUGCAAUUGGGGAAUUGCAUUGUCUGUCCCCCAGCCCUCCCUCAGACAAGCUGUAAAACUCUUUUUUUCUUGAGGAAAUGACCAAACUACCAUACUUUGAAACUGCCCUACAAACUCACACUGGUAAUUCCAGUCCAUUUAAUUAUAAUAUAAUAAUAAUAAUUUAUUAUUUAUACCCUGUCCAUCUGGCUGGGUUUCCCCAGCCACUCUGGGCGGCUUCCAACAAAAUAUUAAAAUACAAUAGUCUGUCAAACAUUAAAUGCUUCCCUAAACAGGGCUGCCUUCAGAUGUCUUCUAAAGGUCUGGUAGUUGUUUUUGUUUGGUUCAUUUCCCUCAUGCAUGCAUUAUGGGGAUUUUUUUUUAGUUUUUAUUUAAUGUACUGUACUGUAAUCUCAUUUCUUCCUUUUCUGCUCUAUGUGGCCAAGCUGAACAAAGAAUAAUUCAGACCUUCCAAGUGUCCCUAUUUUCCAGGGACAGUCCUGGAUUUACAGAAGCCAUCCCGGUUUUUCUUAGGACGUCAGAGAAAUGUUGAAGGGUAUGGUAGGACAUCCCUAUUUUCAGUGAAGAAAUGUUGGAAGGUAUGGAGUUAUGCAACCCCCAAGCCAAGGAAAUAAGUAAUGACAGAACUUUUAGAAGACAUCUGAGGUCAGCCCUGUAUAGGGAAGUUUUUUUUUUUAAUGUUUAAUGUUUUGUUAUGUUUUUAUAUAUAUGUUGAAAGUUGUCCAGAGUGACGGGGCAACCCAGUCCGAUGGGCGGGGUAUAAAUAAUAAAGAAGUUGUUGUUGUUGUUGUUGUGGAAUAGGACAUCCCUAUUUUCAUAGGAGAAAUAUUGGAAGGUAUGGUAAUCUCAUACGAUGGAAGACUAGGAGAAUACUGGGUCCUUCAGGCUAUCCUAUGCACCAUAUCCCACUGUAGGCUACUAGAUAAACGGGUAAAGGUAAAGGGACCCCUGACCAUUAGGUCCAGUCGCGGAAGACUCUGGGGUUGCGGUGCUCAUCUCGCUUUACUGGCCAAGGAAGCCAGGUGUACAGUUUCCGGGUCAUGUGGCCAGCAUGACUAAGUCGCUUCUGGCAAACCAGAGCAGCGCACGGAAACACCAUUUACCUUCCUGCCAGAGCGGUACCUAUUUAUCUACUUACACUUUUACGUUCUUUUGAACUGCUUGGUUGGCAGGAGCUGGGACCGAGCAAUGGGAGCUCACCCCGUCGUGGGGAUUCGAACUGCUGACCUGAUCGGCAAGCCCUAGGCUCUGUGGUUUAGACCACAGCGCCACCCACGUCCCUAGAUAAAUGGGUACCAUUUUCCAAAGCCUGUUUCAACUGCCAUCUCCAUCAAUCUUUAUUUCUCUACCAAGCCACAACAUCAUUCCCUCUGGACACCCUGUUCUUCUUUCCAACAGACUCUGCAUUAAGUUCUGUUACCUUUCUGCUUAGCUCUCUGUUGACAGCAUCACCAAUAGCAACACGACCAGCAGUAUUCUAGAAGCCAGGAGACUUAACUGACUCCUACCUUUGGCACUUUUGGCACGCGGGUGGGUAAAACCUCAGCGCCUAGGACUUGCCGAUCGCAUGAUCGGCGGUUCGAAUCCCCGCGGUGGGGUGAGCUCCCAUCAUUCGGUCCCAGCUCCUGCCAACCUAGCAGUUCAAAAGAACGUAAAAGUGUAAGUAGAUAAACAGGUACAGCUUUAUAGCGGGAAGGUAAACGGCGUUUCCGUGUGCUGCUCUGGUGCCGGUUCGCUAGAGCAGCUCCGUCACGCUGGCCACGUGACCCGGAAGUGUCUGUGGACAGCGCUGGCUCCCGGCCUCUAGAGUGAGACGAGCGCACAACCCUAGAGUCUGUCAAGACUGGCCCGUACGGGCAGGGGUACCUUUACCUUUACCUUACCUUUGGCACUAGUGAUGGCAGGGCUAUUUUGAGAUGGUGGAGACUGGGGCAUGAGAUGCUUGACUGAUCAGCUUGCUGCAACAACUCUGAUUAACCCCUGAGAACAAAUGUGUGACUGUGAAGGUGCUGCUUUUAGUAUCCUUUUUUUAAAAAAACCAUCAGCCAUGUUGCUUACAUUUGAUAGGGCAUAAUCUUUCCUGGAGGGGCUUAUAAUUUACCAUGUUCUAAGAUUAACCUGUUGCUAAUUAUCAAAGGCAGUGCUUUUUUUCUGGGGGGACGCAGGGGUACACAUACCCCUAAACAGUUUGUGAAUCUAAGUUUGGCCUCAUUGAGGGGCAGCAUUUCAAUAUGAGUAGGAAAAUGAGAGCAUCCCAAAACAUUUCUUUUUUAGAAAAAAAAAGCACUGAUUAAAGGUAUUUGUCAUAGUUCUGCGAGUGCUCAUUCAGGUAGAGAAUUUGCACCCCAAGGGUCUUUCUGUAUGAAAUCUCCUGUAACUUAGGGAUUUUCUGAUAUAACAAGUUGGAAGAAAGGCAGCUGUUUUGCAUUGUUUUUCUGGCCCAUAUUUGUUUCACAUGGGCCCAUGUCUCAUCCUGCUUCCACAUUAAUUUGUCAUUCUCUCCCCCAAAAAAUAAUUUUUAAAAAAUCAUAUUAAACAUGUAUUUUUUCACAAAACAUUCAUUUCUAAAAUUAUGUUCCCCCAAAUGUGCAUUUCUACUAUCCACCCCCCAUGUAUGUGUCCUAAAGUACAUAUUUUUAUACAAAGUUUGGUAUGUUUUUUUAGCCAAGAACUGCAACCCAAAAAUUAGAGAAGUAGAACAUCUAAUGAACUUCUACCUUCCAAUCUGCACUUUGCUCCAGGAGGUGCAGGUCAGAUCAGCCUUGACCAGAAUAUGCAAAGAACAAAUUCCUCAAGUGUUUCUGGUGUGACUUUUUUCCAUGGUAACUUUCUCAGCUUCCAUUCUUCAUUUCAGGUUAACUCCCAUAGCUGAUUACUGAAAGGGAAUAUGAUCAUUUUCUUAUCUUUCUAUGAUCGUUCUACUCCCAUGGCUACAUUCAUUUUUUAAAAAAUCAAAUUAUUAGUUGCUUCAGAGAGAUUUGUGAGAGAUUUCAGUAUCUUUAACAACAGUUUUGUUCUCUUAAUUCCAUAGUAUUGCAUCUGGUCUAUUGUAUCAUAUUGUUUUUAUCAGUUUACAGCAGAAUUAUCCCAAGCAUAAGGUGUAAUUGCUCUUCCCAAGAACUGGGUAGGGACUGACUUGAUUUGUAGAAAGGCAGCAGUUCUCAAAUGAUUAGUUGAUGCAGCCUACCCAGCUCUUAGCGAAACAUUUUUGCAGACUGAUUGCCUUUGGCAAAAUGUUCUGUAUUGGAUAGGACAGAGAAGCUGGUGAUUACAUGUUCUAUUGUUUCUGAUUUGUCAUUGCGUUUUCUACAACCAUCUGUAUCUGUGGUCUUUUUUUCUUUUCUUUUUUUCCUUACUAACAAAAUGCAGCGCUAACAAGUGAGUGUGCCUGUGGUGGGAGAUUGCAAGAGGCCUGGGUGUGUUUCAUUUAUGCACGCAUGCAUGUGUAGUGCAUCUCUGUGUGAUUUAUGUCUGGUUAUAAUAGUACCCUGUUCGAGAAAAUGUGUUUUGUUACAAUGAGACAGUUUCAGCCUGGCGUUCCUGGCUUAUUAAAGCCUUAAGCCUGGAAUGAAUGUCAGCCCCACAUGCUCCCUCCUUGCCCUCCUCUCUCCCAUUUGCUUUAGCACUUCAGUCUGGGUCAUGUUGCACAAAACAUGGAACUGUGGGAGCCAGUGUGGUGUAGUGGUUAAGAGCGGUAGUCUUGUAAUCUGGGGAACCGGGUUCGCAUCUCUGCUCCUCCACAUGCAGCUGCUGGGUGACCUUGGGCUAGUCACACUUCUCUGAAGUCUCUCAGCCCCACUCACCUCACAGAGUGUUUGUUGUGGGAGAGGAAGGGAAAGGAGAACGUUAGCCGCUUUGAGACUCCUUAAAGGGAGUGAAAGGCGGGAUAUCAAAUCCAAACUCUUCUUCUUCUUCUUCUGACCACAGUUACCCUGAGUAGUUUUGAUGGGGGUUGUAGUCUGUCUUCUUUAAAUGAAAAGUGGCUGUCUCUCAUGGACUAUUAAAAAAUAAAACAAAAUAUUACAGUCAAAUGAAAUCCCAGGUAGGAUUCGAGAUAAAAGCAGCAGAAGAAAAAUAAUAAAAUAAUUGUAACAGAGACACUUUUUGCAGUAGAUAAAGAAAGGCAUUUUUCAGCAGGAACUCACAAGAACUUAGUUCCGCACCUCACAGGUGGGCGCCACUGCCAUUCUAAGAGAACGAGGGAGGCGUUCAUGGUGAGUUCUGGCAUCUCUUCUUCUAGAAAAAUAGCUCUGGAUAAAAGUAUAACGUAAUAGGAAAGGUUUGAGUGAAAACACUUUCUAGGUGAUGGUGGGCAGUCAGCUUAUGAAACAAUGUAAUUGUGUGAUUUGAAGUUUAUUGUGGGAAUGUUCAAUAAUUUUAAUAAAAAAUUAUAUACAAAAAGUGGUAUAUAAAUUCUAAUCCUCCUCUUCAUCAUCCUCCAACAACAUUUGGAGAGUCACAGGUUUCCUCAUCCUUGCUACAGAACUUCUGCAUAAGCCAUUGGUGUUUAUCUCACUCUGAUGUGCUAUAUGGAUUUCCUUUGCUAUAGAGCAGCCUUUCUCAACCUGUGGGUCCCCAGAUGUUGUUGAACUACAACUCCCAUCACCCCUAGCUAGCAAGGCCAGAGCUCAGGGAUGAUGGGAGUUGUAGUCCAACAACAUCUGGGGACCCACAGGUUGAGAACCGCGGCUAUACAGUGUUUGUGAAAUUCAGCAUAAUGAUUUUUCUUCCAUAACUUCUACACACCGUGCCAAAGCUGCAGAUUGCCAGGGUCAUUAUCUCAACUUUGCUUUCACAAUCUGCUUGUCUCCUUGCUGUUCUUAUGCAAUAGUAUUUGUCUGUUUCUUACAUUUAUUUUUGUGGAUGUAAUGCAUAUUCUUACAUUCUGAUGGGUUUUCACUUGUAUUUGUCAUUGAACUUAUUGAAGAACUUUGUGCAUAUCUAUGGCUCCUUGUAGCAUUUAAUACAGGAUUUUGAUGUGUUCUGUCCUGGAAUCUAUUAUUUUUACCACCUGUCUCUGUUCAAUUCUUCUUUCAAAAUGCCAUGUUCACACAAGUGCCAGCCAUUUUGGAUCAUUUGGCAACAAAACUUUUGGUGUCUCUGUAGAUUCUUUCUUCCAUCAUGCUUGCUCAUACAUCACAUUCUUUGUUGGUUCAAAAUGCAUUUUGUUUUAUUUCUAAUUAUUAGGAGGGAUCUUCCAUUUCUUGUAUCUCAGGUAGCAGCAGUGUUGCAGUACUUACUUAUUUUUGCUCUUUUUCAUUCAAUUCUGUGGCAAUUUUAAAAGUUUCCCAUUGUCCCCUUUAUUGUAUGCCAGAAGCCUAAGAAAUGGAAUCUGUCUGGUUCCCAUUGCAAACUAUUUGCUUCACUUGACAUCUAUGCUGCUUUGAUCCUUUGUCUUCAGAAUGACACUUUCUUUCUGGCACCAUGUUUAAAUAGUGCCUUCAUUAUUCAAGAGAACACAGAGACUUUGUUACACUGAUUCACAUCUGUAUUGAAUAUGCAACAGAAAAUGUUUUCUGGGUAGUAGGCUACUGCUUUGACUCCUUCAGUUGUCUGACAUAUGACCUCGUUGAGUACAUACAGGUUAGGUAAGAUCUUUGCUGCAGCUCCCACUGUUGGAUGGAGAGAUGGUUCAUCAUAUGAGUACACUGUGGUGAUCAUUAGGAUCUGGGGUGAAGGCUUAUAAGGAAGAUCGGAAAAUAUUUGUAGAUUAUUUUAAAAGUCAGUGUAAACAGGUAAAUACGUUAGCAAGUUUAGAGUAGAUUCAGCAGUAUAUGGUAAAUUGAGGCAAAAAGAAGAAGAGGGGGAAAGUUAUGGAAUAUUUAGAAUAUGUGGAGUAGAGGGGAAACUGAAGAAACCAUGGAAGGAGGGGAAGGGAAGUCGAGACUAUUGAAUUAUUUGGCUGGUUAUUGUAUGUAACAGAAAAGCAAAUAAAAUUAUAUAUAUAUAGGAUCUGGGGCGAAGGGUAGAUUUUACCUUUUCUGUGAGAGUAUCACCAAGUGUAAAAUUUUGCUUUCUCUGUUAUGUGAAUGCUCACUAUUUACAUCUUACAGAGGUGCAUUCUGGGCACCGUUGAAGGAAAAAGACUGGGCAGGUUUAGCUCCUUCACAGUUGUAUCUCAAGUUGCAGCCUGUUUCCUUUGCCCCAUAGAGUCUGAUCUUCAUAGCCUUGCUCUCUUUUAUAACUAACCCCAUAUUUAGAGUGUGGGUAAUGCUAUUGUGCAACUAACAGAACAGUGAAACUUGUUAGAGCAAGAUGCACACAAACGUGCAUAUCAGCAUUAGUCAAGGUGGUGCCAACCAGAUGUUGCUAGACUGCAACUCCCAUAAUCCCUGACCAUUGUCCCUGCUGACCAGGGCUAAUGGAACCCGUGGUCUACAACAUUUGGAGGGCACCAUGUUGGAAACUUCUACUGAAUAUUGACUUAUUUUAUAAUUAUUGGUAGCAGUUAACAGGGCCUUGGAUAGCACUGAUAAAACCUUUGGUUUCUGCUUUGAGGAGAAAGGUUUUUAUCUCUUAACCAGUUUAUGGCUAAUGAGUUGUUUUGAAAGAAGCAAGAGAUUCUAAUCUGCAAAAGUGAGGAUUCUGAGGAAUGGUUUAGUAGCUGUGUUGAAGGCCGUGUUUAUCUGUUAAUAGAGUUGGGUCCAGAGUGUCAGGGAGAAAAUUCACACACUGAAUCUUUCCUUUUAUCAGGGAACAAUGUUGGGGAUGAAGAUUACAAAUGAAGCAGGAAGCAAACAGGACUGUCAUUACUAAAACUCUUUUAAUUACCUUCAUUUCAAGUCUUACUUGUACCAAGAUUUAAACUCGUUUAUCUCUGGUGAUAGCAAUUGCCAUAAGAUACAAUAUGGAGAAAAUAGAGGGAGAAACCUUCUUGCCUUUUCAUUUUGUUUUAAUUGAAAGGGAAAAGGCAAGUGCUUUCAGCACUGCCUCUUGCGCUGCCACCGCUCUGCUGUUUCUUGUUUCUCCACACUGCCAUUUUGAAAUUACUCACUACUGGCUCUGGCCUGGGGUCAUUAUAAAAGACCCUACUCCCACAUAAAUUUGGGUACAAAGUUGUAACAACUGCAGGGACUCCUGGUAUGAGCUCGUGAAUUCUACAACACAGCUGCUUUGGACAACAAGCUGUGUUUUGCCAGCCCUGUUUGUUGAGUCAUCCAAAUCCAACACACACAAAAAUAUGCAGACUGCAAUGUUGUAUUGCAGCUGCAGCUUGCAUAAGGAUUUGGUGUGUUUUUUUUCUAAUUAAUGCCAUUAGUAUGUGUUAGAGUUCUCAAGUGAAAAAUAUGUUAAAAUAACCUUGAAUAAUGAAGGCUUUAAAAAUAGAUUCAGCUAGGACAGGCAAAAAGUGAGAUUCUAUGAUGAUAUUUUCAGCACAUGUUGAUUUUUUCCUUGAUAUUGGUUUUAAGUCUCUCUGGAGCUUUAGGAAAUCUUUUGCAAAUAUUAACAACUUACUUCAAAAUCUUAGUGUGACAUUUUCUUUCAGAUUACCUGAUUCAUUCCUUAUGAAUAUCUGCUCAGAAUUCCAAUCUCCUCUCACACUGAUAGUGUUGCCUUACAUUGCAGCUCAGGUACAGAAGAACAGAAAUGCAAGAAGCCCUAAAGAUAACCUCCAUGUAUUUGUCAUUCUGUAGUUUUUAAAAAAUAUUUUAUUGAAUUUUCAAAUCAACAUCCAGUAGAACGUAACCAUAAAUGAAACAUGACUUUGCACUAAUCAUUUCAGCAUAAGAAAUAUAUCAACUGGGGAGAUAAGACUGGUGAAAAAACACUAUGUAAUGACGAGGGUAAUUUAACGGAGGAAUGUGUAGGGUGACUGUUUCAUGUUUGUUGUUAUUUAGUCAUUUAGUCGUGUCCGACUCUUCGUGACCCCAUGGACCAGAGCACGCCAGGCACUCCUGUCUUCCACUGCCUCCCGCAGUUUGGUCAAACUCAUGCUGGUAGCUUCGAGAACACUGUCCAGCCAUCUCGUCCUCUGUCGUCCCCUUCUCCUUGUGCCCUCAGUCUUUCCCAACAUCAGGGUCUUUUCCAGGAAGUCUUCUCUUCUCAUGAGGUGACCAAAGUACUGGAGCCUCAGCUUCAGGCUCUGUCCUUCCAGUGAGCACUCAGGGCUGAUUUCCUUUAGAAUGGAUAGGUUUGAUCUUCUUGCAGUCCAUGGGACUCUCAAGAGUCUCCUCCAGCACCAUAAUUCAAAAGCAGCAGUUUCAUGUUAGCUUACUGUAAUCCAAAACUUUGAGGGGAUGUAAUGCAAGUGACUUGUGAACACAUCUGUGGAAUUUCAUAUAUUGCUCAUAUGAUUGAUAAAUUGCCAGGGAAGAAAUUCAGUUCAGUUCACCUUUUAAUGUGAACCUAUGUAAUUCGCACUUCCCGAAACAAUAUACAAACUGAAAUGCAGCUGUCUUUUGAAAUUUGCAUGGUGUCUGAAUUUUGUGGUGCAGUUCUCCAACCCAAAAAUGUGUACAAGGAUGCACAUAUUAGGGGAAAGCAUGCAUUAAAAAAAAAUACAUAGAUAAGUGAAAACAGCAUACAAAAGUGAAUUAUAUUAGGGAAAAUGGCUUGCAAGAAUACUGUAUGUAUAUUAGGAAAAUUGCAUAGAAAAAUGUGUAUAUUAGGAGAAAUGCACAAUAAAGUCCUAACAAGGAAGAGACAGACAGACAGACAGACACAGAGAGAGAGAGAGAGAGAGAGAGAGAGAGAGAGAGAGAGAGCGCUGAUAUGGAAAUGUGCAUAAUUGAAUUUAAGAUUUAAAAAAAGAAGGAAUGGAGAGAAACCAAAAAUUGUCCACUCCUAGUGGUGUGGGAAUCACUUCAGAAAUGUAACAUCUUGUGCUAUUUUGGUAACAUCAGCAGAAAUAAAGCACAUGUGUCCAAUGAAUGACAUGACUCCUUGCUAUUCUGGGCAAACUUUGGCAUGACAAAAAUGGACCUGUUGGAACAGAACAACUUUGGUAGCAUCUGGAAGAGUUUGCACUCUGCAUGAUGCGACAAGAAAGUGAACCUGUACACCCUCCCUCAUGGCACGUAGAAACUGGGUAUACACUCAUGACCUGUAAGGAUAGGGAGCUCAAGCCAUUGGCUCCUGACAGAAUCAUCAACAGCCUGAGAGAACUUCUAUGGCAGCCCCUCCAUCAUCUUGCCUGGGGCUGCUUCUGACCUUUGUGACCUGAGCAAAGACAGAAGCAAGGGGACCCAGGCCAGACAGCUUGUGCCAUCAGCUCCCACCAGCCUUAAGAGGACUUUGUCACUCAACAUGUGGUAUCAUUUAUUUAGUUUAGUACAGUGGUACCUUGGGUUAUGAACUUAAUUCGUUCCGGAGAUCUGUUCUUAACCUGAAACUGUUCUUAACCUGAAGCACCACUUUUGCGUGAUUUCUGUUCUCAUCCUGAAGCAAAGUUCUUAACCCGAGGUACUAUUUCUGGGUUAGUGGAGUUGUAACCUGAAGCAUAUGUAGCCCGAGGUACCACUGUAUUGUGAAGGCAGGAUGAAAAUGCCACAAAUACGGUAAAUAAAUUCCAAUGUGAUCAGGCCUCUCUUGUGUGACGCUUUCUUCUGUGAAGAGAUGUAUGGUUCAAGUAAAUGAAAUUUGUGCACAUAGGCAUUUAUUCACAGGGUUUGUUCUUAACAAGGAAAUGUAUACAUGGCCCCAAAGCGUAUGCAAACGAAGGCAUGAAAUUCAUUUCAUGUAUGUCUUCCAUGUUCUGGCCAUGUGCGGACCAUCCCUCAUUAGCUGAAGGAACUUCAAAUGUUCUCUUGGAUAACCAUACUGUGAGAAUGUGCCGUCUCAUGUGUCAUGAUUUUGACCCCUCCCCCUUUAAUGUCUCUCUCUUCCCUUGCUUAGUAUUGUUCAAACACACGCUUUUCAUUCAUCAGUUUUGUAAUGAGUGUUUGGAUCUGUGAAUUACAGCUCGCUUUUCAAUUGCCGCUGAUGCAUUUUUGCCCUUUUGCACUGAUGAAGGAUUUCAUUUAGUUGUGUGGAGCAGAUUGAAAGCGGCUGCUUUGAUUUUCUUUCUUUCUUUCAUGUUUUCAGGGCUGGGAAAUAAUUCCAUGCCUUUUUCAGAGCUCUGCCGGCCACAUUUUAAGAAUGAUAUGGUUUGCCGUAGCGCUAAUUAGCACCAAUAAUAGCUUGACUGUCUUGCAUUGUGUUUAGCCUUGGAAUUCUUGACUGUUUUGCAUGUGUGUCUGUGUGUGUGUGUGUGUGUGUGUGUGAUGUACAUUUGUUCAGAGUGACCAUUUGGCCUGAAAAACUGAAACUUGGCUGAAAAUUGAUCCAGCUGAACUUUACAACAGAGUUGCUGGGAAGUUGGUUGUAAUACAUAGUUCAUGCUUUUUAUUACAAGGACCUAAUUCAUGCUGUUUUGAGAAUUUUAAGUUCUAAGGUAUAAAAUAAAUGUUCAGGCAAACUCAUACUUAAAUAUAUAAACCACAUGUCUGAAAACAGUACAGGAAAACAGUCCUAAAGCUCUUUCAGUGACCUCAAAUAUUCCUCUGCAGUUUGGAUGGAAAUGGGAAAAGCCUCCCCAAUGUCUCUGUGCUCACAAAUCCUGCCUUAAGGGCACAUUUGUGUAUGAAUAGGGUGAGUCUGUGACCUGGACUCAGGAAUUAAAUAUUUAUCAUCACAAAAGAAUGGCCGGGCUGUCCAGGUAAACCCAUUAACAGGUUUCCUGCCAGACAGGAUUCUGCUGUAGACCGCCCCUUCUGUGAUGUGUGUAUGAUGUAUUGAGGGGUGGUCUUGAGCUACAGGAUGGCAGUUUCAAAAGUCUAUAUAAGGGCUUGCACACCAUUGUUCUGGGUUCCUCCUCCCUUCUGCGUGGGGUGUGUGGUGUGUGUGUGUGUGUGUGUGUGUGUGAGCACCCUGUUGCAACAGUUUAAUAAAGAUCAUGCUUACUAGCUGUUUUGCUUCUCAAUAUUCUCUGGUUGGCCUCUGUUAUUUUCUCCUACCAAUAGAGAACCUACGUACAGGCUCUUGGGUACCCCAUAAGGGAAAAGGAGAAGUUUUUUCUUAUAACAAUGCUUACUGCUGUCUCCCUGCAAAGUACAGGCUGAAAAGCAGUAUCAAGGCUUAGGAAUGUGCUCUCUCUUCUCUCUUCACAUUGACUUUAACCAUGAUUGGUGGAACAUUUGCAUUGCCAUGAUUCUUGGUUGCUCAGAUGCUCAGCUCUAAAUACAGUGAUACCUCUGGAUGCGAACGGGAUCUGUUCCGGAGCCCCGUUCACAUCCUGAAGAGAACGCAACCCGCGCCUGCGCCUGCGUGGGUCGCAAUUUGCCGCUUCUGCACAUGCGCGUGACAUCAUUUUGAACGUCUGCGCAUGCGCGAGUGGCGAAACCCGGAAGUAACGCAUUCUGUUACUUCCAGGUUGCCGUGGAGCGCAACCUGAAAACUCUCAACCUGAAGCAACUUUAACCUGAGGUAUGACUGUAUUUGCAAGGUCCAGCCUUCUACAGCUUAGGAGGUAGCAAGUGCCUGAAGCAGAAGAAACAUUUGGUAGAAUAGGGCUGCCAUUUAUUGAAAAUUAUUGCUGAUUGAUCAUAUAAGGUCUAUCCAUAAUUGUCGGCAUCUUUCUGAAGGAGUGUGCCUUAAUAAACACUAUUAUAUAUACAGACAGUAAGAUUACAAUAUGCCAUCUCAGUGAAGCCUUGAGGAAUAUCUUGUUGUGUUUCAGGACAUCCCUAAUUCUGACGUGCUUCCAAAGCAUAACUAUGUUGGCCCUACAGAUCCUUCAAUACGUUUUAAGUACCAAAUAAGGUGAAGCAAAUAUUGAAAGCUCACAAAAAAAUUAAGAUUUUUUUCUGAUUUCAAAGUCAGUGCUUUUGACUUCUCUGAGAGCCAGUGUGGUGUAGUGGUUAAGAGCAGCAGACUUGUAAUCUGGUGAACCGGGUUUGCGUCUCUGCUCCUCCACAUGCAGGGUGACCUUGGGCUAGUCACACUUCUCUGAAGUCUCUCAGCCUCACUCACCUCACAGAGUGUUUGUUGUGGGGGAGGAAGGAAAAGAAGAAUGUUAGCCACUUUGAGACUCCUUAGGGUAGUGAUAAAGCGGGAUAUCAAAUCCAAACUCUUGUUCUCUUGCUGCUUUUGAUUUUAGGAUGCAUCAAAUCCCAAACAGCAUAAGGGUUAAUCUGUCAAAAACGGCAGCAUCUUACCUAACAAAUGCUCUCAGACACAAAAUAUUGUUGCAUGCAACCCAUCAUGCAGUACUACAGAGGAUGUCAAAUACAGACAUCAAAGAUUCACCAAGAUAUGCGUGAGAGGUUUUCUUGAGGUAUGUUUUAUUUGUUCUAUUGCAGCAGGGUCCAGUCUCCUCACUGGCCAGAGCCACGAUAUGAUGCAACUGGGACCCAGAAAGUUACUGUGUCAGCACCACAAACCGGAUAAGGAAAAGGAAAAGGCAUUAGGGUAAAUAAACAUUUAAUGAUUUAUUUGUUGUGGGUGGAUCUCCUUUAAGCAUAAUGCUUGUUAAGUCUGCUCGAUGUUGUGCUACUAUUGCCCAUUUAGGUCUCUUUCUCCUGCUUUUGCCCUACUGUCCCCCAUUGCAUUAUUUGUGUUCUGGAUUAUAUUUCCCUAGAUGGCUUUUUGUGUCUUCCGCCCUCUCUCUUUAAAUUGAAUCUCAUGUUGCUGUCUUCUGCCUAUUAAUCUUUUUUGGUUCUCUUUGUGUUUCUGCCUACUGAAUGGAUGGUCACAACUCCUCCUAAUUUAUUAUCCUCUACAAAUUUCAUUAAUGUAGUAAAUUAUUAGGAAGAUAUUAAAUAAAAAAACAGACCUCAUUACAGUAUCCUGGUAACUACCUCAACCUGUGUUAUUGAAUUUUUUGCCACCAGGGCACAAUAACAGACCUGCAGUUAAAAACAAGCCGAGCACAAAGUGAAUUCCCCAUAUUUUGCUUUCCUUCUUUCACAGCAGUGAAAUUAUCCAGUGGAGAUUUGGUACUGGAGGGUAUACUGUAUCCAUAUCUUUCUAUCACCUAUCUAUGAACUGUAUCUCUAAUAUUGUAUCUCUGGUAUCCUAUAUAUUUUCCAUUCACUCUGAUUACCAGUACUGUUGGAUUUGUAAUUUCUUGUCAGAAGAACCCCCAAAGCUUAAUGGUCGAACUUAAUAUGCCAAAGGUCCCUAGUUCAUCUCCAGAUAGCAGAUCUUGGGUUGCAAGUCUCGGAAAGACCUCUAUCUUCUUUAGCUUCUGCUAGUCAGAGAACAGUAUUAGACUAGGAUGGACCAGUGGUCUUGAUGUUAUAAGGUGAACCAUUGAUGCAUUUCUUAGUGCAGAUAGUAUUGAUCUGAUGUGUAGAAAUCUUUCCUAUUCUACUUAAUUCAAGAGGGCCCAAGAAGCUUUUGCAAACUUCUCUGUGUGAAAGAAGCAAGCAGAAGGUUUAUGAUGUUUGGGUUAUUCCUUCAGAGAAGCUGAGUACAGCUGGUUUAAACUGGUUCUGUUAAUCUCUUUCUGUCAAGGUCAUGCUAAGUAUAAUAGUAGGGCCAGAAGGAGCAUGAGUUCCUCACUUUCUCUUUCUAUCUCAUUUCCGUCUGGUGUGGUGGUCUGUAUGCUAUAGUGUUAAGUUUUAGACUUAUUAUAAGUUAUUGUACAUUUUAAGUCUGCUGCAACUGGAUUUCUUAUGGACAGUGCCAGUCCUGAAUAUAUUAGAAUUGUGACCAUUAUGUUCACUUGCCUUCAGUAGCAGUAAAGCUCUGCUAGAUGAAAUAUAAUUGCCUCUGGUCUAUUUUGGGGGAAUCUUGCAGCGUGUUUAAGUUUUUACUCUGCUAACUAUACAUUGGAAUCUGCUUUGGAUCAAUACUAAGUAGACUUUCGCUGGCAAUAUGAGGGGAAGUGAGAGGUACACAGAUGGUUCAGUCAAAGAAGAUGAAAGGCCUUUGAGUAGCUUCUCCAUGGAAACCAAUGGCAUUGCACAGAGAUAGGUUGAUGGUUGUAUGGCCAUGUACCAAGACAUAAUUUACCAGACUAUCUAGUCAGUCACCAUUAUUGCCCUGCUAAGUGAGGCAAUAUGGUUCUGCAUCUGGUCCCAAUCCAAGGAAGCAGAGGUGCAGUAAGAUCACUAAACAGGAUCACUAAACAGGAUCAUUACUGAUGAUCAGCUCACUGAAGGCAUCAACGUAUCAAUGCCAUAUAUGUGGAUUAUUAUUAUUGCAUUAUUUGUUGCAUUUGUAUCCCACUUUUUUCUUCAAGGAGCUCAAGGUGGUGUACCCCCUCCUCAUUUAAUCCCCACAACAACCCUGUGGGGAGGUGGAUUAGCCUGAGAGGCAGUCACUGGCCCAAAGUCACCCAGUGAGCUUCAUGGCCAACCACUGCAUUCAGGGUGGAUGGAACAUGCAUACAAACCCUGCUCCCAAUUUCCCCAUGCAUGCCACCCCAUCUGCUGUGUCCAUUACUUUCCUCAUGUUGAUUGGGGAAGGUCUGUGGGGAACUUUUACUUGGGUUUGCUCAAAUGCAAGAAGAAAAUUCCAUGCAAUCGGCGAUGCUACUUUGUCCAUGAUCACAUGGAGGAUUCUACCUCUGUAUAAGUGAUUGCAAGUAGAAACCCCCUGCAGAUCUUCCCCUCUUAACGAGGCCAGUGUCACUGAGCAAGAGAACCUGGGGGGCGGGGGGCGAGUUAGGGCAUGUGAGCACACCCUACCAGCUGUCCACAGACAUAUUGCUUAUGUGUUCCAUAUGCAAUGACUUCUAGCAGUGCGAUUUUUCCUGAAAAAGAGGUGCCAGAACUCACCAUGAACACCUCCUUCAUUCCCUUAGAAUGGCAGUGGUGCCCACCUGAGAGGUGAUGGAACUGAGUUCCAACAAGUUCUGGCUGAAAAAAGCCCUCUUCUCUAAGAAGUUAUCACAUGGUAAGUUGUCAUCUCUGCUUCUUCUGUUGCCUGGAGAUAUUGCACGCUAAAGCCUCUCUUUUGUGACUUCUCUAUGACUUGCUUUGUCAUAACUAGCAUGGUUGAGAAACAAAAAUAAUCCUACAUGGAAUUAAUUAAUAACAACAUAAUUUUUAGUGGUGUGGCAGUAAUAUUGCUGCAUGGUCCUCUUUAGGAUCAACAAUUGUCCUGAAGAAGUUGUCACAAGGAAGCUAUGUUUGUAAUGUGUUGUUAUCAACCUAAUUAUGGCAGCUAAUUUGCAUAGCAUAAUCCCAUGUGCUGAAGCAGUGGAAUAAUGCAGCAAUGGCAUCUUAGGGUAUGGAUUGUCAGUUCUGUUCAGAAAUUGAGGGAAAAUUUUCCCAGUGUGUUUUGACAGCAUCUUUAACAAGGGUAGUUAUUCAUGUUAUUCCUUCCUUUUUAAAAAUAAUAAUAAAGGGGGGGGGAGAGAUACAUACUACAGUAAUUUCAUACAUAUAUUUUUAAGAUUUCCUCAGUCUGUAGCUUUUCAUUGUGCAGGUUCCAUGAUAGACUGAACUGAAUAUUUCCCCUCUUAAUAAAGACAGAGUUGAAUGCGUUAGGAACUUUCCACUUCUUGCAGCUGACUUUUGCGUAUGUGCUUGUGUGGUGCAUUAGAGCUAUUUUUAUCUCCCUCUUUUUAAUCUCUUUUUCCUUUGUACUGGAUCCCUUUCUGGUGAAGUGCUCAAGGUUACAGAGUUGAGAGGGAAAAUCUCAUCCAGUAUUUAUCAGAAGAGAUUUUUUUUGACAAUUUUUGAAUGUGGUUCCUCCCCCCCUUCGACUAUUUCCCUGGAGAAUAUUUGGCAAGGUGGUCUCCCUGCUCUUGCCAUCCACGAGAAGCUGAGAGCUUUUUACCAACUUCCCACGUUGCAUCAUUCUGUUUUAUUCCACACCCCUCUCCCUACAUGUGUUCACAUGCCUGCAACAUGCCCUGCCUAGAUUUAAGGUUAUGAUUCUGUCCUCCCUGCUUCUCUCUGCUGGCAACUCUGCUAGGGGAGUGUUUUCUGCUCCUCCUCCUCCAGUCCACUUUCUUUUUCAGCCCUCCCUUCUUUUCCUUGGCUCAGUUCAAACCUCUAAUACACUUGCCCCCUAUUGCUGGCAGUUUUGCCCUUGGCUGGGGCUGGCAGUCUGGCUCCCAUCCCUGAUGAAGAGACAUGAUGGUUCCUGAUGGUUCCUGAGAGAAAACAAAGCAGAAAGCUACUAUAAGCACUUAUAAAUCGUUUAAAGGACUGUAGGGCAUUUGGGCACCACUAGCAGAGCAGGGACGUGGGUGGCGCUGUGGGUUAAACCACAGAGCCUAGGACUUGCUGAUCAGAAGGUCGGUGGUUUGAAUCCCCACGAUGGGGUGAGCUUCCGUUGCUCAGUCCCUGCUCCUGCCAACCUAGCAGUUCGAAAGCACCUCAAAAUGCAAGUAGAUAAACAGGUACCGCUCCAGUGGAAAGGUAAACGGUGUUUCCGUGCGCUGCUCUGGUUCACCAGAAGCAGCUUAGUCCUGCUGGCCACAUGACCCAGAAGCUGUAUGCUGGCUCCCUCGGCCAGUAAAGCGAGAUGAGCGCCACAACCCCAGAGUCGGUCACGACUGGACCUAAUGGUCAGGGGUUCCUUUACCUUUACCUUAAGGUAGUCUCUAUGGGAGUAUAUUGUAUUUAAUUAUGGGGUAUCAAAAUUUUUAGGGGGCUAACCAGGCUGGGAUAGCAGGCUUGUUGGUUUCUGAAUGUCUGAUGUAGAUUUUCAAUUUCGUUGAAAAGGUCCCUUUACCUUUACCUAGCAGAGCAGUUAGAUAUGACAGUGGGGAAAAGAUAAUGAUUAAAAAGUUAUUUUACAGCAAACAAACAAAACAUGCAUGGGGAGGGCUUUGGGGGGGACCCAAUUAACCCUCUGGGGGUUGGGUGUGCCCUCUUGGCCAUUAGUUGGCCAGUGUGGUCUACAUCUUUGAUCAGCUUUCUUUAACCAGAAUUUUGGACCGAGAUUCUGGUGCCCUGAGUCUGGGUUAAGCCUCCUGUGCUGUAUUUAUAUGGAUCUGUUAAAUCUGUCACCUAAAAAUGAGAUGAAGCUGAAGGAUGUUCUUUGGAUUUUUAGUGUUCUUUUUAUGGUAAUUGAAGAACAAAAGUUCAGUACACUGGUAAAGCUUUUACUGGACUGAUCUAGUGGUUGAACAGUCCUCCAUGGGGAAAAAAUAUAUCUGAAUGUAGAAAGCUAGUGUGACCUAGGAGGUGGAUUCAAUCUCGCCUUCUCCCUGCCAUCUUUCCAUCUAUCUAAAUUUUCAUGGAGGAGCAUCCCCUCACGCACACCUGAACCCGUACAGCCCCAGAAAAGCUUUACCAGUUGCUUCUGGUCUUCAGUCAGGAACGUGUAUGCUGGGCCAGUCCUACCUUGAGGCAGAGUGUGGUAGCUGCCUCAGAUGGCAAAUUCUGAGGGGUGGAAAGUGGCCACAAAGGUGUGGCAUGUGGUUUGCCCUGUAGCCCCUAAGCUAGCUUUCUGCCCCAGCAUGGCUGGCAUACCAGUGAGGCAACCUGAGAUGAUUAGCCUUCGGUGGCAUGAAUCUCCCACUCCACCAGGGCAUGUGUCUGGUUCAGGAAAGGGGAAGCAUUGGUCUCAUCUCUGACACCAGAAGGUCUUGGGCCGGCCCUGGGUAUAUGGGAUAAAUUUGCAGCAGGCAUCCUGAUUUUGCUGAGAAACGAUCACAAUGCAUAUGGCAACAAUGCUGAAAUAAAACCGCUAAGCUGGGCUGGGGGGUUGAUCUGUUUACUUGUGUGCAAAGAGCCAGAUCCCAGAAGCCAAAAGAAAUUGGAUGAGCCUUUAAGCCUUUUCUGUUGACUGCAUUCUAUUUAUAUUAUUUUUUUAAUGAGAAUAUCAUCUGUAGAGUUAAAAUAAAAAGAGCCUAUCCUUGGAGGAGCUGGAGGAAUCUUCAUGUAGGGAUAUUGAUUUUUGUGAGACGGAGAUUUUAAGCAGAGAUUUUAAAGAAGCUCAGGUGUUUUUGUUUUUGAGCAAACAUAGAUUGCUGUUUGUCACUAAUUUCAUGGUUGACUUCAGGGUUUUAAAUUUUUUAUCUCAGAUGUGAUAGAGCAUAUAAAAUGUUUGCUUCCAUCCCCCUGCUUCCUCCUUUGCUUGGUGUGUGUUUUUUCAAGGAAAUCUACAGACUGAAGUCUGAAUUACAGCCUUUAUUUAUUCUUUUAGAAAAAGAAAAAUGUAUCAACCACUUGUUUAAAAACCAUAUUUUCUUUUUCUUUGGUGAUCACUCAUAGCUGAGUAAGAUGGUCUUCCAUGAACACAGUCUUAACUGUGAGUCCAUAAGUGACUGUGGAGGUCAGUUCUGGAUCCACAUGUCCUUCCACAGUAGGUUUCCAGGUGGGAGCUGAUCACGGUGAGGGUUUGCCAAACGUGCCUUCCUCUUUGCACAUUUCUCCCUUUUGUCCUGAGUUUGAGUGUCUUCAAAGUCCAUGAUACCUUUGCUAAAGGCUGUUCUCCAAUUGGAGCAAUCACAGGCCAGUGUUUCCCAGUUGUCAGUGUUUAUACUACAUUUUCAAAGAUUUGUCUUGAGAGAGUCUUUAAACCUCUUUUGUUGACCACCAGCAUUAUGCUUUCCAUUUUAAGCUCCUUUGGAAGACAAUAAUCAGGCAUCUGAACAACAUGACCAGUCCAAUGAAGUUGAUGUUGAAAAAUCAUUGAUUCGACACUGGUAAUAUUUGCUUCUUCCACAACGCAGAGUAAAGGUAAAAGGUAAAGGUACCCCUGCCCGUACGGGCCAGUCUUGACAGACUCUAGGGUUGUACGCUCAUCUCACUCUAGAGGCCGGGAGCCAGCGCUGUCUGGAGACACUUCCGGGUCACGUGGCCAGCGUGACAAGCUGCAUCUGGCGAGCCAGCGCAGCACACGGAACGCCGUUUACCUUCCCGCUCCUAAGCGGUCCCUAUUUAUCUACUUGCACCCGGGGGUGCUUUCGAACUGCUAGGUUGGCAGGCGCUGGGACCGAACGACGGGAGCGCACCCCGCCGCGGGGAUUCGAACUGCCGACCAUGCGAUCGGCAAGUCCUAGGCGCUGAGGUUUUACCUGCAGCACCACCCGCGUCCCUUACAACGCAGAGUACUAACUACUAUACGAUUACGGCUUCUUCCAGUACACUGGCAUUAGUUUGCCUGUCUUCCCAAUGUAUUUUUUUUUUUUUUUUUGGAAACACCGUUGAUGGAAUCUUUUGAGGCGUUUGGGACGGCGUUUAUAAGUGGUCCAUGUUUCAGAAGCAGUAGUAAGGUUGGUAGUACAAUAGCUUUGUAAACAAGCAUUUUGUUUUCCCUGUGAAUGUCCCGGUCCUCAAACACUCUGCACUUCAGUUGGAAGAAAGCUGCACUUGCAGAGCUCAGGCGAUGCUGGAUUUUGGCAUCAAUGUUGGCCCUUGUGGAAAGAUAACUGCCCAAGUAGGAGAAAUGAUGGACACGUUCCAAUGUUACACCAUUGAGUUGGGUUUGCCCAAGCUCCUAACGCUAUGCCUCAGUUUUGAGUUAUACCUGCAUGAGGUUGCUGUGUUAAUAGCAAGAAUGCAUAAUAAAGUGAGCCACAUGUAAGCACAGAUAUAUUAGGAUUGAGUGUAGGAAUACCUCAGUUUUCCUGUUCUCCUGUAUGGAGGGUAUAUAUUGGAAGAGUGAAGAGACUUCCUAGUUUGAAAUAAAGAGGAAGUGCCAAUUGUAUGUGCAAUUUUGAAUAAGGUAGCAUAUUCUAAUAAUUGCCAUGGGGAUGUACCGUAUUUUUUGCUCUAUAAGGUGCACCAGACCAUAAGACGCACCUAGUUUUUGGAGGAGGAAAACAAGAAAAAAUAAUAUUCUGAAUCUCAGAAGCCAGAACAGCAAGAGGGAUCUCUGCGCAGUGAUCCCUCUUGCUGUUCUGGCUUUUGGGAUAGCUGCGCAGCCUGUAUUCACUCCAUAAGACACACACACAUUUCCCCUUACUUUUUGGGAGGGAAAAAGUGAGUCUUAUAGAGCAAAAAAUACGGUAAUUGCAGUUUUGCUAAUUCAAAAUGUUGUGCACAGUCUAAAAGUAAGGGAUGCUCAGCUGAUGACCUCCGAUUCUCCUAGCUCUAGGCAUUCUUCCUUCUCUCUCACAAGCAGCAUGGCCACAGUCCCAUACUGAAAGAGGCAAAGGCAGGGGAAGACCACAGGGGCUACGAAAAUGCUGCCCCUGCUCCAGAUGGCAUGCUACAGUAGUGAUGAAGCUGGCACAGCACCAUAGUUUGUUGCAGCCUCGGGUUGAAGAAGCGGAUGAUGGAAAGGAUCCAGGUGGUGGAGCAAAGGCAGCUGUGAGAAAGUGCCAGCAAGUGGCCCAAGAUGCAAACCGACUUCAGCAAGAUGGAGCAGGCUUUUAG